Oryza sativa Japonica Group (Japanese rice) is the source of this 1894-nucleotide messenger RNA. RefSeq lists its product as uncharacterized. Lineage: Eukaryota; Viridiplantae; Streptophyta; Magnoliopsida; Poales; Poaceae. The record is from RefSeq and is a predicted model, not a curated record.
AAAAUAUUGUUGGGCCACCAACCCACAGCUUACAUUGCCUUGUAGACUAGUACUAGUAUAAAUGAAUGGGAUAUACACGUAGUAAUAAUCCAAUCCAAUCCAGUAAUAUCGCAAAUUAAGCAGCAGGUGCAGGAGGAUGUCGUCGGCGGCGGCGGUGGUGCGCGUGGUGUCGAGGCGCACCGUGAAGCCGGCAGCGCCUCGGCCGCGGGAGAGCAUCCCCCUCACCUCCUGGGACCUCUCCAUGCUCUCCGCCGAUUACAUCCAGAAAGGCCUCGUCUUCCCCCCGCCGCCGCCUUGCCUCCUAGUCGUCGACCACCUCGCCGCCGCCCUCUCCACCACGCUCAACACCUACUACCCCGUCGCCGGCCGCUUCGUCACCCACAACCACCCGGAACCUGAAGGCGGCUGCUCCGUCUCCAUCGACUGCGACGGCCAGGGCGUCCAGAUCGUCCACGCCGUCGCCGAUGCCGUCACUGUCGCCGACCUCCUCCCUCCCGACGCCCACGUCCCGCCCCUCCUCCACUCCUUCUUCCCGCUCGGGGACGCCGUCAACUACGACGGCCACCAUCUCCCCCUCUUCGUCGUCCAGGUCACCCACCUCGUUGACGGCGUCUUCCUCUCCUUCGUCUACAACCACGCGCUCUCCGAUGGAACCGCAUUCUGGGACUUCCUCAAUGCGUGGGUCGAGAUUGCGCGCGCCAGCUGCCUCGCCGCGCCCACCUCGCCCCCACCCUUGUUCAACCGUUGGUCUCCCUCUCCCGGAGACGGAGCCCCGGUCGUGCUGCCGUACGCCGACCUGUCGGAGCUGAUCGAGAGGCUGCAGCCGCCGCUGCUGUGCGAGCGGAUGCUACACUUCUCAUCGGAGUCGCUGGUGGCGCUCAAGGAGCGGGCUCGCCAAGAGCUCCUGGCGGCCGGGGACACGGCGGGCGCGGCCGCGCUGACGAGGUUCCAGGCGCUGAGCUCGCUGCUGUGGAGGUGCAUCACCCGCGCCAGGCGGCUGCCGGCGGAGCAACAGACCAUGUGCCGCGCGGCCAUCAACAACCGCGGGCGCCUCCAGCCGGCGCUGCCCAGGGAGUACUUCGGCAACAGCAUCUACGCCAUCAGCACGGAGAAGGUGCAGGCGUCGGAGCUGGUGGAGCGCGGGCACGGGUGGGCGGCGGCGGCGGUGGGGCGGGCGGUGGCGGCGCACACGGACGCGGACAUCAGGGCGCGGGUGGCGGCGUGGGAGGUGAAGCCGAUAAUAUACACGGCGAGGUACUUCGACCCGUCGGGGGUGAUGAUGGGGAGCUCGCCGCGGUUCGACAUGUACGGCUGCGACUUUGGGUGGGGGAAGGCGCUGGCGGCGCGGAGCGGCAAGGCCAACAAGAUGGACGGCAAGGCGUCGCUGUACCCGGGGCGGGAGGGCGGAGGAAGCAUAGAUGCGGAGGUGGUGCUCACUCCACACCACAUGGCGGCGCUGGACGACGACCACGAGCUGUGGGCCGCCGUCACGCCGCUACUGCUCAACAACAACAAACCUUGAAGCUUUUCUUCCUCCUCCUUCCUGCCUUAAUUAGUGCCUGCCUUUUCUUCCAAAAUUAAAUAAUAAAAUAAGAAGCUUUAAGCUUUUCCUUCCGAUGAUAUUGUUUCCCGUCUCUGUCUCAGGUUUUGGUUUCCUUAGUGUUUGUUUGCUUGCUUGAUUGAUAAUCCAGCAUCAACAAACAAAGUAAAGAUAUAUCUAUUCAUGUCAUGACAUCAUUCCAGUGAGGAUGCAAUGCACAACACCUUCUUCUUCUUUUUUUCUUUUGACGUAACAGAGGUUGCAAACUUAUGGGUUCGUGUCUAAUUCAUUAUCUACAAAAACUGAGGUUGCAAGCAAACUACAUAGAUACUGUAUUAUCUUACAAGUACCAAA